Molecule: messenger RNA, 459 nt
Organism: Humulus lupulus (European hop)
Lineage: Eukaryota; Viridiplantae; Streptophyta; Magnoliopsida; Rosales; Cannabaceae
Exons: 2
Coding region: 1-459 (152 amino acids)
Source: RefSeq, a predicted model, not a curated record
AUGGAUGAUAUCCUCAUCACUGGGAGUUCUACAACAGAGAUUACUGCUCUUAUUUCCCCUCUGAAUUCCAAGUUCUCUCUCAAGGAUCUUGGUCCUUUGAAAUAUUUUCUUGGGAUUCAAGUGCAGUCUACCUCGAAUGGGAUUAUCUUGACUCAGCAGAAAUACAUCACAGAUGUGCUAUGUAGAGCCAAAAUGCAGUAUGCUAAUCCUUUACCAACACCUAUGACAGGUGGGGAAAAACUCUCAACUCAGGGAUGUGAUCCUAUUCAAUCUCCACAACUCUAUAGAAGUCUGGUAGGUGCUCUUCAAUAUGUUACUAUCACUAGACCUGAAAUAGCUUAUGCAGUCAACAUAAUCCUGAUGACAGGAGGUCCACUUCAGGAUUCUGUGUUUAUCUCGGCAACAACCUUGUCAACUGGUCCUCCAAGAAACAAUAGACUGUUUCAAGGUCUAGUAUAG